ACAGCCUGUUUUUUAGCAGCUUUACGGCCUGUUAAAGGUUUAUGUUCAGCCUUUAAAACCCUGAAUGUCUCUGUCUGCUCACAGUCUCCUGGCUCUUCAGCAGCUGCAGUACCGUGGGCGUCCUCUGGGGGCAGACUGCACUGACAGCAGCUCUGUGUGAGAGUCAGGUGUUGAAACAUUCCUGUUCUCACACACACACACACACACACACACACACACACACACACACACACACACACACAGGGUGAGGGUUUAGGUGAUUGACAGGUGAUACUAUGAGGAUUAUAGAAUCCAAACAUGUUUGAUCUGACACGCCUCCUUGCUCCCUCCCUCGCCUCCUCGCCGCUCCGCGCUCUCUCCUGAUGACACCUGUCGAGCUCCUGUCAUCGUCCUCCUCUUCCUCUCGCUCUGAUUCCUCCUCUUUCUGUCCGGUUGUGUAACUCUGCUCUGAAUCUUAAAUAUUUUCCUCUUCCCUGCAUCAGCUGCUGUUUGGCAGGGCCGCGCCCGCUUCCUGUCGCAUGUGACGCCACGUGUUGGGCUGCAGCAUCCUCGCAGUCCAGGUCCACCGAUCGGGUUUUCCCUCCCUCUCUCCCUCAUCGUCUUCCUCGCCAUCAACCCCGCCAACACGGAGAAAACAUGUCAGGGUUCUGGCUCCCGGCGUGCACGUGUGAGGUGGGUGGAUGUGUUGUGAUGUGGGCGGGGCCUGUGUGAUGUUGUGAUGUUUCCCAUCAUGCUCGGGCGCAGGAGCAGUGGGGGCCACCGAGGACGCUCUGAUUUCACAAGCUCUGGGUGAGCACGUGGAGCGAACCUCAGAGGACCCCCCCCUCAAAACACACACACACACACACACUCUCCGACUGUGUGUGUGUGUGUUAAUGGACACACUCGUUAGCGUCUCUGGUUGUGUGUUUGUGUUGUAACAUCAGUGUGUGAUUUACAUUCCUGCAAUUCCUGUCGGCUGUAUUUUCUGCCUCCAGCUGCUCGUUUCGAUCACUCUGAACCAUUAAAAUCCAUUCAGGAUCACUCACACACACACACACACACACACACACACACACACAUGCUCAUGAUUACACACUGAGGGCUGCAGGGGGAAGAGGUCUAUAAAUGUUCACACAGCGCGACUCGAUGCAUUAAAGUCUGUGUUACUGACGGGGUCUCCCAGACUCAGCCGCAGGGGCCCAGGUAAUCAUGGGGGCCCUCAUCUGGAGUCUGUUCCCAUUUGAAGUGAUAAAACUGACAAAACGAUGACAAAGACACACAACACCUUUAGACAGAGACACACUGAACACAGAAACGCAUAUAAAUGGAACACAAAACACAAAAAAAGACAUACAAAAUGUGCAAGAUGUCUGAAGAUGUUGUGUGUCUUUGUCAUCGUUUUGUCAGGUUAUUGUGUAGUUGUUGCUGGCUUUGCAAUGACAUUGUUGUUUAUUUUGUGUGUCUGUGUUGUUGUUUUUUGUGUAUUUUUGAGCUGGUGUGAGGUUUUAGUUAUGUUUCUUGUGUUUCUCUUUGCGACAUUUGUGUGUCUCUCUGUCAAUGUUUUGUGUCUUUUGUGUAUUUUCUCAGUUGUUUUGUAUUUUUUAAACUUGUAUGUAAUAGUUUGCGUCUCUAUGCUGAUGUUUGUGUGUCUUUGUUGUGCAUCUUUGUUUCUUUGUGUUCUUGUUGAUUUUGUCUCGAUACUUUUUUGCACGGCAUGGUUGUUGUUUUGGGGUUAGUUUUUGCAGUUGUGUAGCAAAACAACAACCAUGCCUGUGCAAAAGCAGCAACAACUACACAAUAACCUGACAAAAUGUUGACAAAGACAUACAACACCUUCACAGGCACACACUAAACACAGAUAAUGUGACAUGAAACACAAAAAAGACACACAACAUGAGCAAAAAAGUAUAGAGACGUAAACAAGAACACAAAGAUGUACAACAAAGUCACACAAACAUCAGCAAAGAGACACAAACUACGACAUACAGGCUUAAAAAAUAUAAAACAACCGAGAAAAUACACAAAAGACACAAAACAAUGACAGAGAGACACAUAAAUGUCAGUAAAGAACCAGAAAAGGAAAAAAACCAAAACCAAAGCUACACACCGACUCAAAAAUGCACACAAAAAAACAAACAAAACAGACACGCAAAAUAACAACGAACAACCAAAAAUGGCAAAAUUAACUAGAAAUGCACAAAAAAGACACAGAGACACACAAACUAUACAAAAAACAAUCAUGAGAAGUGAGAUACAAAGACACACAAAACAACCACAAAGACACAACAAAGAGGAAGACACACACAGACCAACCAGAGAGAGACAACACUGAUACUACUUCACAAUAACUACAAAAGUGACCACAAAACAACAACCAUGCCAGUGCAAAAGCAGCAACAACUACACAAUAACACCUCCAGCUGCACAUGGAACUACACAAACUAUCGACUACAACUCCACAAAAACUCUGAUGAUUAUCGAUCAGACGCUGAUUGGACUGUUUUUAUGAUUAUUAGUUUUCUGCUGCGUUGAUCAGAGUCGGAGCCAAACUGCUGCAAAACAACACAUGAAGAAGAAGAGGAGGAGGAGGAGGAGGGGGCAUGAUGAAGAAAACAGAGUUUAAAAAAAAAAAUCAUGUUUGAGGUCCAGAGAGAAGAAAAGGAGAGGGGGGGAGUGUACAGUACGUGAGGAGGGUGAUGAUGUCAGCCAGGCCACGCCCCCCUCCAGAGGCUAUACAUGCCGGUGUGUUGAAGGUCGAGCUCUCCACAGUGAGGACGUCCGACAGCUGAACAAGUCCUAAGACCGAGUGACCGAGCGAGUCAGCAGGGAGAGGCUUAGUGAAGUUGUCAGCUUCUGGUCGCUCCUCAUCAUCAUCAUCUCUAUCAUCACCUCCAACACUCUUCAUCAUCAUCAUCUUCUUCUUCCUAAUCUCCAUCCUCAUCCUCAUCCUCCUCGACUCCUGAGCUCUGAGGUCAUGGCAGGCAUCGCUCUCCUCCAGGUCCUGGUCUUGCUGCUGGGAUGGACCGUCCUGCUCAGCGGCACGCCGGCACAGAGGAUCAGAGGUGAGUGGAGCUGAUGAGUGUGACCUGAUGGAGGGAAUCAAACACGUGCAGCGGACAGGAGUGUGAGGGUUCAGGAGAGGAUGCAUGAUGAGAGGAGAAGAGAGAAGAGGAAUGAGUCUUUAACAGCAGACAGGAGGAGAAGGUUCAGACGACAUUCAACUAGAUUUAAAGAGAGAGAGAAGUGUGUGAAAUCAGGGACAAAAAAUAAACAUGAAAAGGUGCAAAAAAUGCAGAAAAAAAAGAAAAAAAGAGUGUAAGAAAUGCAGAAAAAAGAGAAAAAAAGAGUGUAAGAAAUGCAGAAAAAAGAGAAAAAAAGAGUGUACGAAAUGCAAAAGGUAUGCAAAGAAUUCAAAGAUGUGCAGAGGUUGUGCAUGAAUUAGAAAGCAUUGUCAAAAUCUGCAGAAAACAUGCAAAAUAUGUUCAUAUAUGUUUUAAAAAUGUGCAGAAGAUAACUGCAUGCGAAAACAUGCAUAUCUGCAAAAGCUGUAAGAACUGUGGAAAAGAAUUGUCAAAUAUGCAGAUUACCCACAAAGAUGCUCAUUGAUGUGAAAAAAUGUACCAAAAGAAGGGCAAAAUUUGCAAAUCCUGUACAAAAACAUGUCAUUAAAUGUGCAAAGGAUGUGCAAAAAUGUGCAAAAACUUUCAAAGUGUGCAAGAAUUGCUUUACUUGUGCAAAAAAACCUUGUGAAGAAGGGUAAACAAGGACAAAAUCUGCAAAAACAGUUUGAUUUUCAAAGCAAAAGACGUGCACUUAUCUCCACAGUGUGCAUUUAAUGUGCAAAAACUCUAAAAGUGUGCAAGAGUUGCUUUACUUGUGCAAAAAAAAACCCGGCAAAAAUACUGUGAUUUUUCAUGCAAAAGAUGUGCACUCAUCUCCACAAUUUGCCAAACUGUCCAAACAUUUCGCAAAAUCUGCAAAAAUGUGUAAAAGAUGUGCAAGAAGUGCAUGACCUAAAGUGUCAGAGGUGUUUGAAAUGAAAGUGGAACAAACAGAAGAAAGUUUCAAAGAACUGAAGUCAAACGGCACAAAUCAUCGAAACUGUGACGAGAGCAGUAAAUGUACAGAUUGAGUUUUUUGUAGCUCCUGUUUGUAUAAAACUGAAAAAAUACUCUGAGAGUUUGUUGCAUCCAGCAGCAAAGAGAGUUUAAAGAGGCAAUCUGGAAUAAAUGUGCAGAUUUUGAGUCAGGGUAGAAAGGAUGUGAAAAAAACAAAAAAAUAAAAAGGAACUCUGCUGAAAAAGCUCCAAAAAAUGUGCCGAUUUUCACGCACUCAGGAGUAACUUUGUCUGAGCAUCGACGUGUGGAGGAAACUUGUUCAUUUCUGCAGCAGAGGAGCAGAAACAUUUCAGUGAUGGAGCUGCAGAAAAACAAUCAGAGUGCUCUGCGCCUGAUGGUCGCUGAGUGAUGUGAUGUUUGAGGAGGUGCAGACAGGUGUGCUGAUGCCCCGCAGGGAGGGGGCGGGGCUAAUUCAUGAUAAAACCUGCGAUUUUUCCGUCUCAUUGAGUUUUCAAAGUUAUGUAAGACGAUAAAAUCCUUCAAAGACAACGCGGGGGUCUGGUUACCUCAGAGGGCGAGGGACAGCCAAGAACAACAGAGGAAAAUAAAAAGAGAGAGAGAAAAGAGGGAGAGAAAGAGGAGUGUUUGGUUUCUACGUUUCCCAUCCUUUUUCUCCUCUUUUCUUAUUUUAGUGUUAAACUUUAUUAGUCGCUGUAAAAGAAUAACGAGCUCACAAAGACAGAUUUGGACACACUUUCGUGCUAAACGCUAAUUUGCUGGUUUUUUGUUGGUUUGCUCCCCACUCUGUCUGUCUUUAAUUGCUUUGUUAAUAAAGUUUUAGAGAGAAGGGCGAGCCCAAACACGAAGAUGUUUCAGCGUGACGAGAGAGUCUGUUAAAUUUGUCCACCAGGGGGCAGCAGAUUCACAACAACCCCCUCCUGUUAACCUCUUCUUCUUCUUUUCUUCUUCUUUCUACCUCCUCAGUGCGGCGCCAGAACAUGAAGGUUCGGAUAAACGCCACGGGUGACACCAUCGUCAUGAAGUUUGUGCGCCCGAGUCCCGACGUGAAGCUGGAGGGUUACGUUCUGGGUUACGGCAGCAGCAUGUUCUCCAAACAGUUCAUCCCGCUGCCAGAGAAUGGAGAACCCUACGAGACCGAGCUAGGUAAGACGGGCAGGGGGCGGAGCCAUGGGGGCCCGGAGGGGACAUUUUAAUAAGUCUACCAUCACAUGUUUUACAGAAGUUAACUUUUCAUACCACAUUUUUUUUUGUCAUUUUCCGAACUAUUUACAAAUUUGGGACUUUUUACCUCCUUAAACCAACAUUAGACGUAGAGACGUCCAAAUCUAAGACGCUGAAUCUAAAAUCGUUAAAAAAGUGACUGGAAUUUGGUGGAGAGGUCCCCCCUCUCAGUCUCAUUUAUGUCUCAGCUAAAACAUUUGUCAGUCAGAGUCGAGCGCUGCUGUCUGACAAUCUCUUAAGUGAACAUAAAUCAGAAGCAGCAGCAGCUGUGAGGGAACGUUUUCAUCGUGCAGAAGAGAACAUGCAGAACUUUGAGCUCUUUUGGGGUCUGAAUCUGAGCUCUGCGUGUCUAACCCGUCCAACUCGUGGGAAACAGAGGGGCUUUUUGCAGGAUCUCUUUGGGGAAAAGCAGAACGUGAGAAGCUGAGAGCGGCUGAGUCCUCUGGCAGCAGGUGGUUCUGAUCCUUUUUCUGAAGCUUUGCCAAUAAUUUUUAUCCCAGCGGCUCAAAAUCUCAAAAGUUAAGAUGCUGAGAUGUGUUUAAGAGGGCAAAUCAUGGAGGGUUUAACAGAAAACCUGCUGACAGUCCUUCAUCACCUUCCAUGCCCUCUACUCUGAUUCUCUCUGACAGGUUUUUCACUGAAUCACUGAAGCUCAUUUGUUUUUUCUUUGGAUUGAGUAAUUCUGAUUCAAACUGACUGUGAUUUCUUCUCUAAGUGCUCCAAGAUCACGUUUGUUUUUACUUCUAAAACCACCAGAUUUUGGCUGGAGUUUGGUUCACAGAUGAGCUUAUUUUGUCCUUUGUUUGAUGAACUUUGGCCUGUUUCUCUCAAUAGGUCCAGAUGUUAAACAUGUUUGGUGCAGGUUUGAUGGAGGUCCAGGUUGUGGUGCAGGUUUAGCAAAGGUUUUUUAAGGUUUGGAGCAGGUCCAGUGCGAGUUUGGUUCAUGUUUUUUUGAGACAAGUUGUAAGUUGUGGGUUUGGUGCAUUUUUAGUGCUGGUUUGGUGGAGGUUCUGCUCAUUUUUGCAGGUUUUGAUGGAGAAUUUUUCCAACUUUACUCCACUGAGAACCGAGUCCAGGUUUGGUUGUGAACUGAACUGUGUCAGGCAGUGAGGAAAAACGAUCUGAACAGUUUGUUUCUGUUUCUGUAAUAAUUUCCUCCAACUUUGAUCCACUGAGAAUUUGGGUUUUGGUUUGGUUGUGGAGUGUCUUCUGGUUGUAAACUGUUUUAGGCAGUGAGGAGAAAUGAUUGUUACAACUUGUUUAGUUCAGAUUUCCAGUUUGGCGGAGGUUUGGUGGAGGAUAUUUGUAAAUUCUCUUGAGCUCAGUUUUUCUUCGCCUCUCUAAAAUCAUCUGAAUCUUGGCUGAGGUUUGGUGGUUAGAGGUUGCUGUUGAUCCUCAGCUUAUUUCUGAGGAGGUUAAGUCUUUAUUGUUUAUCAGUCCAACACUUAAAACUAUCACCAGAAAACCAAACGUUUCUACUUUUCCUGCCCUGAGGUCACCUGUCAAUCACGGUGAGUGGGCGGGGCUGUGGUGUCAGGGGCUGCUCUUAAACACUUCUUGUGGUGUUUACCUUCCUGCCCAGAGGAACCAUCCAUCAGCAGCCCCGGGGAUCGACCGCACUGUGGACUCUGUAAAUCCCUCUCCUGGUUUUGGUUUCUGGUUUCUGAGCCACAUGAGAUGCAAACAUGAAGACGUGAUAAUCUACCAUUUCCUCUGCAGGGGAACAGCCGUGUUUUUGUGGGUUUUUGUUCCCAAGAUCAUGUAAAAAAAAUCUGAAAAUGUUCUUGACAAGACUCUACUUUCCCUCUUUAAGUCACUUCACCUAAAAGCUGAGCAACAAACUCAGUUCUGAUGAAAUCUGACAGGAAAAUCUUCUGAAGAGGCUGAGGUUUAUUCAAGAGCUCGGGGGAAUUUCUCAGGAAAGUGGGCGUGUGUUCGCCAGAAGUCAAAGAAAACCGCAGUCUGGCGUGUUUGACCUCCUGUACCUGUGUGACAAAUGGAGCUGAUGAAUGUCCCAGAAAGACAGAGGAAGAAAAAACAAACAGAGUGGAGAGUGUGGGCUGAAAGACAAACAGAAGCUCUGCUUUCUUGCACAGGUGAUCGCAGGUGAAUGAUGAGGUCAGCAGGGGAACAGGGGGCGGAGCUUGUUUCAGACCUGUUGGUGCUUUGAAAGAGAAGACAAAUGAUACAUGGGAAAGAGCGGUAAAGCUUUUCUUUACCUCAAAAAGACUGAAUUCAACAACGGGAUAAGAAGAGGAAAUGGAGCAGGAUUUUCAAAAUAAAACAUGUUUCAAGCUUAAGAUAGUUUUUUUUUUGACUGAUUUACUGACUGAAGGUCAAAAAGGUCAUACUGAGAGUGGUGUAAGCCCAGGCAGCCCACAACACAUCAGCCAUAAUGACGGUACAUGAGUCAGAGGGAAGGAGUCCUCUAGCUCCAUUUUACCUGGAGCGUCUUUGCUGGUGCUCUUCCUGCCUUCACCUUUCAUGUUUUCGCAGAAAUGUGCUCUGCCUGCCUCAGGUUUCGCACUCCGCACAUGUACCUGGAGGGGCAGGGAAUUCUUAUAUUGACUCCUGGUCCUUUUGUUUGUCAGUGUCUUUGCUAAUGCUCUCCCUGCCUUAGCCUUUCAUGUUUGCAGAAGUGUGCUCUGCCUGUCUUAGGUUUUGCGCUCUGCACAUGUACAUGGAGGGGUAGGAAAUUCUUAUACUGACUCAUCCUUUUGUGUGUCAGUGUCUUUGCUGAUGCUCUCCCUGCCUUGGCCGAUCUUCCUGCCACAGGAUCUGGUAUUCCACAUAUGCACAUGAAGAGGAAGGGAGCUCUUUUUUUUUACCGGUGUGUCUUUGCUGAUGCUCUUCCUACCUUAGGAUUAAAUCACUUUAAUAACUUUGUUUUAUGACUCAUGUUGUUGUUGUUUUAAAUGUGUGUUCUUGUCCUGGAAGCUUCAGACUUUGUUCAAGUGACAAGAAGAAAAGUGUGUGUGUGCGUGCGUGCGUGUGAGUGUGUGAGGAUGUGGGGGGAGGUUGCAGGGAUGCAGAGAAACCCGAACCUUGUGAAUGAAUCAGAUGAUGAAGAGCAGCUGUGAGUGUUUCACUUCGAGUCUGUUUAAACUCAAAGCCUGUAAUGGUUUACAUGUGUGUGUGAGUGUGUGCAUGUGUGUGUGUUUAUGUGCGUUUUCCCUCUGGGGCCCAGUUUAUUGGCUGUUAUGACAUCAUCAUUAUCUUCAUCACGUUUCCAGAACGAGGUGAAACAUUCCUCACAUCCUCUGACUCGACUGCUGAAAGGAUGUGCACGAGGUUUACAAGUAAACAACGUUUUCAAGAACAUGGUGUGUUCAAAUACACAAAGUGUUCAUGGGCACCAUGUGAACACAGUGUGCUCAGUGUGAUCCCAGCAGUAGUACCAGAUGCAGAAAUGUCGUAAAACGUGUUAUUUGGGUUUUAUACUGGAUCAUUAAAUGUAUAUCUGGUCCUUCAGAUGUGGAACUAAUUUUUGUCAGAACUCCAGGUUCCAGUUGAAGGACAUCGGCUGAAACAUGUUAGCAUCUCAGCGAGGUGUGUUCAGGGACUUCUUUCUGUUUCUGAUCAAACUGUCUGCCUGUUUGUGUUUACAGAUGCAGAGCCCAAGUACCUUGUGGCCGUCCAGCCGAUCCCUGUCAACGACGUGAAGAAACACUGCACAGGUACACCCUCACUUCCUGUUUAGCUCUUAAGUCUUAUGCUGCGUUCGAGUUACCUCAGGAGUCAGAAGUCCGAGGUGAAAAUGACGUGACAUCUGAGUUCCUAGCGUUUCAGUUUCCAAGUCGGAAAGCUACGAAACUUAUCUUAGCGCUAAAAUAACCUUCGUAGUCGUAGCCAUCUUGUUUUCACUUCCGAUUUUGCUUUUUUCCGACUUGGUAACUGAAAAGCUGAUAACUCGGAUGUGAUGUCUUUUUCAGCUCAGACUUCUGACUUCCGAGGUAACUCAAACACAUUACUCUUUUAACACCUGUGUACUCAGGUAAGGUGAACCUGGAGAAGCCGCUCCACCUGGUGAUCGGCUCAGUUAGCCCGACUGCUGUGCUGCUGUCGUGGGGGAACUACCUGAAGACGCCAUACGAGGGGAACAUCAUGAACGAGUGUCUGGAAGAUGGGUGAGAGCCACGAGAGGGGAGGAGGGUUUAAGAUGACUUAUUGGUCAGAGAGGCACAGGCGCAAUUCUCUAAUCCCUGAACCCUCCAUUUACACACUCUUCGCUGUGAGUGGUCAGCUGUGAAAGAUAUAAAAGUGGGUGGGGCUUCGUUCCCUCUCCUCCACAUCUGUUCCCUUUUGAUUUUUAAUAACCGUGUGUGUCUCUUUCAAGAUAAACUGCCCAAAGUCAGAGCUUCAAUGACUUUAAGCCUGAUUGUUAAAUUCCCAUUUGUCUUCCAACAUGUCUGGAUGUGCCGCACUGAGGCGUUCAGAGACACAGGAAACAUGAUGAAGACCAGGCGAAAAAAAGGGGGAAAGCAGGCGAUCAUUAGUGAGCUCACCUGCGUGUUGGGACAGCUGACGGAUUUAUCAGAAGGACUUCAUACUCUCUCUGUCAUCUUUAAAACGACAGGGCGUCAGGGUCCGCUCAACAUGAAAGCUCUCCAUCUCCUUUCAUGUUUAUUUAUGAUUUCAGGAAGUUUCCAAAGCCUGACCCAACAGCCCUCGACCAAUCAUGAUGAUGGAUGUCUCUGAAACUAAAGCUGUUGUGUUUCAACCAUCCGAGUGUGCAGACUGAGAUUACAACCACAUCCUCUCUCUUCUUCUUUUGUUGCACAAGAGAGAGUUGCUGGUCAGCCCGACACGGUGUCUCAUUAAAGCUAAAAUUAGAUCCCUCUGUGUGGAUCCAGCCUUUCCCAUGAUGAGCAGACAGUGAAUCUGUUUUUGCUGGCUGAGUGAGUGGCUCCUGAUGGGAGACUUUGUUUCCUUACUGAGAUCAGAACUGAAGAUAUUUGGAGAAAAACAGAAAGGACUAAGUGUUCUCGGGUUGUCCAUGCCAUGUGUGAUUAAAAGAAAAUAAUGAGGACCAAUAAUAGAGCCCUGAGGAACACCGUGUGUGAUAACUAACACUGAUGAUGGUGCUUUUCAUGGUAGCACAACAUCCACACCGGACAUCUCUCUGGGUAUUAAACCUUUAACUUCCUCCCUUAAGGUUCUACACCAUCCGCUACAGGGAGAGAAACAGGAAGUGGAUCUAUCAGACCUGCCCUACCAGCGACACAGUUGUUGACAAUCUCAAACCCAACACGCCAUAUGAGUUUGGCGUCCGCUCAAACAAGGACGACCGUAGCAGCAUGUGGAGCAAACCCGUCAUCCAUAACACCAACAUGGGCAGUAAGGAGAUGUUUAUAUUCCACCAGAGAGUUUUUACAGUGUGCCUGACAUCUUUUUCUAAAUUUCUAAACUCUAUUUUUUUGAUUUUUGUAUUUCACAGAUAAAAACCAGCAGAAACCGUUCAAGCUGCGCAACCCUCUGGCCAAGCCUCUGGUGAGUCACCUGUUCACUCAGUAAAAAUAAACUCUGACUCAGUUUCAAAUUAACUCCAAAACAAAGAAAAAUAUCAACAUUGAUUUUAGAGAUUUUCUUUUUUCCAUGAUGGUGGCUCUGCAGCGCUUUGAGCUUUCUGUUUCAAAAUAAAAGCCCCAAAUUUAUGUGCGUCUUUGACCCCGAGGACGAUGGCUCCAUACAUCUCCGUCACGUUCCCACGCUGCACAUGUACUUAAAGUGAAACAUACGUGUCAUGUAACAACAGACAGGGUCUGUUUGAUAUCUAAGGGGUCAAAGGUCACAACAGAGUGUCGGCUACAAUGAGAUCUUGAACACACCUCUGUUUCAGAGACAGUUUUUCACUUUUCACCCGUUCAAUAGAGUAGGGGGUGUCUGCAGAGCCGGAGAGCCAAGCAGAUCCACAACCAUGACAGAUCCACAACCCUCUUUUUAACCACUGUUCAACAUCACUUUUUGUGCUCAGAAAUUUAAUUUAAUAAACAAGUUAAUAAAUAAGUGACUGCAAUCACAUUUUAUUAUUGGAUCAAAAUAAAAAGUCUUUGAACUUUGGGAAGAAAGUUUUCAGUUCUUGGGACUCGGCCCACUUCCUUUCAAGGAUUCAAAAUUUAUUUUAAAAAUAAAUAAGUGCCCACAGUCACAUAUUUAGAUAUGAAUCUAGAUUUUAUUAAUUUUACAAUUUUUUACUUAUUAUCAUCUUUUUAUGUAUUGUCUGCCAACCUAUAAUAUUUCAGGUUUAUUCUACCAAAAUAUUGACUUUUAUUAUCCCAAUAUCACAGGGAUUGUCCUCACUUUUAUACUAUUUAUUCCUUGGCGAUGAUUUUGACCCCCUGAAUGCAAUAGUAUGUGUCUGCAGAGCCGGAUGACUGUGAUAUUUUGUGUGGUUUUACUUCUUCGUGGAACCUUAGAACACUCCCCACACACACACACACACACACACACACACACACAUCAACACUACAGUUAUAGUGUCCUCUGUGAUGACAUGAUGAAUUUCGGUUGUUUUUCAGAAACCUCUGGGCCCCCACGCUCUCUUCCCUCCUCGUCUGGGUGAGUUCAGUGAAUUUUGCGUUUUCUCUCAGUGUUUGUGAACAUGUUUAGACAGUGUCUCCCUGCCUCACGUUUCUGCAGGAAUCUGUAACAGCAGGUAUGUACAGAGCGUGUAAUCCGCCUCCAUCUGUUUCCAUGAUAAUAAAGGAGAGAAUAAAAGCAGUGACAGACGUCAGCACAUGUUCAGGCCGGUCAGAAACUCUUCAGGAGUAAAACUCACAAACAUGACAAACAGAGAGGAGGAUUAUAUAACAGAACAGACUCACCUGAAUGACCCUCAUUCAUUCGUGCAGCUAAAAGUUCACCCUUUCACUGACUGGGUCUAAGUGUAAAUUGGAGAUAACUUGAAUAUACAAGUUUCAAACCUUUCACUGUGUUCAUUAACUCUUCCUCUCUCUCUCUCUCUCUGACACUCGUCUGUUUUUAUCCACCCGUCACAGCUCUGCACAACAGGACCCGUCUCACUCCUCUGCUCAAAAACCCAACUUUCCCCGGAGCUCCUCGCACUUCUUUUGGUGAUUAUCACUUCCUUUUUCCCUCCACGAACACAAACACAUCCCUUCCUGUCACACUUUGUUUCCUCCAAUCAGGUCUGCAGAUUCUCUCUGACCUCAGCGGCGGUUCAGUCAGGUGACACUGAUGGUAAAACACAGAGAUGCUCCAUCAGUGCGAUCACUCUGACCUGACCUCUCCGCUGCUUACAAACACUUCAUUUCUCUCUUUCCUUUCUCUGCUUUUAUUUUGACAGUCACUUCCUCUUAAUGACGCCUAUUAUUCCCCACAGCGCCACCUGAAGCCCAGCAGGAGACUCUCCCUGAGUCCGGCUCUGAGGAGCCUAAAUCUGCUCAUGUUUCACUCGGUAAAAAAACAGACGUUCCUUCAUGUUUUCAAUCAGCAGCUUCACCUGCAGCCUGUUUACCUGCUUCAGCUGAGCCCGUCAUGCACCUGGGGGAGGGGUUAGGUCCAUGCAGCUGUUGUGAUUGGCUGCAUGCUAGCAUGCCUUCAGCCCACUUAGGCAGUCAGUACAAAGUGCGGUUAUGGAAGUCAGGUUUUAUCAUUAAGUCUGGUUUGUGCCGCCCACCCUGAGCGCAGAAACUGCAGACCGCGCUGCUAAAGGUCAUGUGACACCAGCGACGCUUCAAUCAUGCACCUGAAACACCUUCCAAUUUCCUUCUUCUGCUUUUCUUCUUUCACAGAGAUUUUCUGUCUUUUGAAAUGUCCAAAUCAGAACGAUAUUAGCAAAAAGAAAGGUACAACCCUAAUUCUAAAAGACUUCGUAAAAACAAAAUUUGAUGGUUUGCAAAGUAUUUAAAGCCUCUGUACAAACAAGGCAAUCGCUGCGUUUCCAUUACAUUUUUUCGCAAAAUAAAAGCGAUGUUUGUCAAAUUUCGACAAAGUACAAUUGCGAUUUGCGGGUGUUUCCACUGAAUGGUGUUCAGUGCAUAAGCGAGCCGUCUGCAUCUCGCGAGCCGUGUUUGAAUGGCCAUUGCUUAGCAACGAGGUAAACUUCCUGCCCGUGUGACCUCGUAUUCCUUAAGCCUUUUUGCACACCAACAUGGAGGAGAUACAAAACAUUUUGCACUUUGGAUCAGCUAUUUCUGUGACCAUUACUGCUGUUGCCGCUGCUACACUUUUGCGAUAUACUUCUAUAUUGACACGUCUGAAAAACCACCUCAUGAGAGCGUAAAAACUUUUUAGCGAUAUUUGAGAGGUUUUUCAAAAUUUAGGUGUUUCCAUUACCAGUUUUCUAUUGCGAUAUUUAGGUUUUGCGCAAAUCUAUGGGUAAUGGAAACCCAACUAAUGAUGAAAACCAACACUGGAUGGCAGUAAUUUUUAAGCCUUUAAGCAGCACCGUAAUGAAACAACUGAAGUCACAGCAUGGACUCUUCUCUGAACACAGUUUUAAACAUUAGUUAAAUAUAAAUGUAAUCCUUGUGACUUCUCUGGGUAUGGGCAGCUUACACAUCUUGUAAGGCUACAUUAGUGCUAAACAGUAUAUCCAUGUUUUAGAGUAACAUAUGCUGCCAUCCAGACAAUGACUUUGUGUAAUGCAGCAAAAAGAUUUCAUAUUGCAACAACAUGGCUGAGUAGUAGAGUAGCAGUCCUAAACUGUGCCCAACUCGCCUUAAUUAUGGUCCCAGUUUUUUGGAUUCAGGGUUGUACUUUGACAUGUUGAGUCAUUAAACUAAGACCAUCUCUAGACACUUAGUGCAGAUGUUCUUUACAAGAUUCAGCUGAUGCUGCGGCUACUUGAAAGACUAGCAUGUUAGCUGGAUGUUGGUAUAGUCAACCAACUUGACAGUUCUCAUUUGUGCGGUCUUGUCUCUGUCUUCUUCUCUGCCCUCUGUCCUCUUUGUGGCUGCUUCAAGAAGUUGCCAUGUUGGAUCAGUCUGCAUGUCAAGACUGCAUGUCAGUCAGUCAGUCAGUUCAGAAGCAGACGUUGUUGGACUUUCCCGGCAGGGGAAGACAACACAAGUCGUUCUGCAAAAUCCCAAGUCUUCCAGACUUUCUGUAUUUCCAUGAGGUACCAGAUGAUGGACCAAAGCCUGAUCAUCGUCUGAUUGUUGUCUUUCAUGGCUGCAGCUGUUAGAGCUGCCAAAACAUAUCAAAAAGAAGUCUAGAGAUGAAAAUACAGAAAAUCUGAACCCAAUCAGCCUGAUACUGAAAUCAGACCUGAUGAUCAGACUCCCAUGAUCACGGUACCUCUCUGCUCUCUCACCUCAGACACAGGAAACACUUUUAGUAAAGGCUCCAAGACAUCAGUGGAUCAUCUUCCUGCCCUCCCCACACUCCCGCCCACCAAAGCCCCUCCUGCCGACACCACAGUCUCCCCCCUCCCUAGACUAACCUCCAGGGCCGACUCACAUCAGGGCCAGACUACUAAGGCACCUACUAAUGUCCCUGAGAAGACCCAUAACCCUGCUGGUAAUUUACACCUUCAGAUUUCCCUUUUCAUUUCAUUUUCCUGGUUUCAUGGCCAUGUUUGAGAAAUACAACAACUGUUUGACUCUGAAGUUACGCCCUCUGAUAGUCAAGUGUGAUUUCCAUUAAAAAAAAGGAGUGUCAUCUGCAAAGAAGGACAUGAUCGUCCAUUAAAACCUUUUUUCUUCAAGUAGGACCAUUAUAACAUUAACAUUUUGACCACUAUGGCUCCUAAAAGAAUGAAGCCUCCUUCUAAAGGUUUUAUUUGGAAAAAUCCUUCCAAAAUUCUGCUGUGUGGCAGCUGAUAUUUGUACCUCAUGUUCUAGUGGGGAAAAAUACUCAAGGCGUACUCUGUUUCUUUUAGUUUGAGAUUACAGAUCAUAGGUAGGUGGCUGCUCAAGCUGUUUGGAAAUGACAGUAUCAUCUGCAAACAGUCGUACGCUUAAGGCAAAGAUGCUGUUUUUUCUGUAAUGUUUUGUCUUUAAAUGGGUCAUUUAUAUUUUUAAGUUGUGUUGUAUUAAGCACUUCUAUAGUAUGUGUAUUACUCAGUUUCUGACAGUGAGGUAGAGCACAGAAAAAUAGACUGUAUACUUUAGUUUAGUGCUUUAGUUGGAGUGACCCUGUGUGCAACUGUGAUUGCCCAGCUUCCGUUUGUCAUCCAUUUAUUCUACCAAGUAGCAAAGCUGACAUAAAUCCCAUGUUGCUAGUUCCCCUAAUGUAACAAAUACCUUUUAAGAUCCAACAUAGAAAAUAAUCUUUUCAAGAGAGUUUGUUAGUCAUCAGGAUUUUUAGGACAGAGGCAAAUGACAGCUCCUCCGUAAAAAACAGGGUGUCAUCAGCAAACAGCUUUAUUGAAAUUUCAGACAUCAACACUAAUUUUUCAUCUAAAUUUCUUUUUUUUUUUUGUUCAUCAGAGAUAAAAAUGUAUCUAUUUGUUGGGCAGAUUUGUGUGAUAAUGUUGUGUCGUCUGCAAACAGUGGUAAACUCUUCCAUCCACCCUCACGUCAAACUUUCUCAACACUCACUCUUUCGUAAUGAACGCGGUUUAUUUGUCUUGUUGGUUUUAAUUUUUACAGCCUGAGGAACUUCUCGCGUCAGCACGUUAUUUUAAACCUUCUUUUUCCCACACAGCUAUCGGCCAAUCACAGGAUGAGUCAUCACUGCUGAGAGCUGUUCUGGCCAAUGAGAGAGCCAGAACUAACCACUGGGGUAACGAUAACCUCAUGAAACGCUUCUUUGUGUUGCAAUCAGAGGCAGUUUUGCUUUUUUUGUCCGUCUCUGCUGUCCGUGUGCGCCGUCUUUGUCCCACCAGCUUCCAGAUAAAUGUGCACUGAAGUUUUUGUCCACAGGAAUGCUGCUCGCUGUGGGAGCUGCACCAUUUAGACACAUUUCAUCCAACUAGGCCUCCAGUGUCUGCAUGCAGCUCACAAUCUGACAGUCAUGGUUGUCCCAUCAGACUCAGUAACAGUUUUAAUGACUGUGGUUUUUUUGAAAGAUUGUGACUUGUCAUGAUCCCAUCAAAGUGUGUGUUCAUACAAUACAGUGGAUUAAACGGUCCAUCAGAGUAAAGUCAUCCAUCACUAACAUCACUGCUCAGGGCUGCUGCAAGCUCGCUUCGCUCAAAACCAACACAGCCAAGUUCAGACUGUAACACGGGCAACUGUUUCUGAUUUUUUAGGUCAAGACAACAAAAGAAAUCUCUCUCCACCUCUGACUUAUCAACCCUACAACCCGGCAGCUACCACGCUUGUCAGAUCCAUGAGGCCUGCUUCCAGAAACCCCCUGUUCCCCCUCUCUAAUGGUCUCAGACAGCCCUACUCUCCCUCUAGACCCAGUAACUCCUCCCCGACCUCUGCGAUACUCGGGGGUAAUCCUCCUUGCUCCUUUGUUUCUUCUCUCUCUUUUUUAUAUUUCAGUUCACUCCCUGAGAAAAGAUCGUCUUUAACUGUUCCCAAAAUUAGUCACUUAAACCCAUAACACAUUUAUAUAUUUACACAAUGAACCCGAGAUAGACUUUUUCAGAGAUAAACCAACUGGACAAAGACGCAACAUUGAAUUUAAAAUACCCUUAGCUUCAUUUCAAACUUUUCACUGGAGUAAGAAAUCAAAGUCCCAUUGCGUCUCACUCUAAAAAUGUUCAAGUCCAAAUUUUUUGUCAUAAUUCAACACUUAAUGUGGACUGUUCUCAGCAUUUUUAAGAUAAAUGUUAGUUUAGAUUUUUACAUUUAACAAUAUAUAAGAAAUUUACAAGACUUCAAUGUAAGUCAAAAUAUCAUCUGCAUACAAUCGCACUGUAACUGGUUUUAAUUUAAAAUUUGAAAAAAGAUUAAUUCCUUAUUUUCUUGUCACACACCAACAUUUUCAAUCUGUUUUUUCUUUCAAAACUGAUCCAGAUAUGGACUUCUGUCUAGUUAAAUAAGAGCGUUGUCAUAAAAAUUCGAGCCCAGAACCUUAAAACUUGAUUCGCCUUCAGUUUCUUUGUCCAUCGUUUAUUACUAGCUAUAUAAGUCAGAAAUGUCAGGUAUGAAUGGACUCACAGGUCAGUGGAGGUGAAGAUGUCUUAGCUGUGCAGCGCUGGUUUUGACUCUCAGGUAGAGCUCUGAUUGGUCCCUCUUUGACUGAUCGGUGCAAAUGAAAUGGUUUGUUCUUCAAGCCACUGGGUCCUGGUCUUGAACUUGAUCAUUGUUUUAACAUUUUUUGAUUUCAAAGGAAAAAUAACCCCGUCAGGAUGAAUCUUUCUCUGAGCUGUGGCUAACGUCUGCCACAGUUCGACUGUUUUUUACUCUUUAGCUUUCACAGGCUCUUUGUGUUUGUUUACUUUGACCUGCUAAAUGAACCUCUUAUCUGAACAACCACACACGUCCAUUUUCAGCCUCUAAAGAUCGCUCUCGGAAAACUUGAAAAAGAAACAGAUAUUCACACUUCAUAGAUGUGGAUGGAAACAGUUUUUUUCCCCUCAAUAACCUGGGCCCUUAAAUGCUAAAGUUGUAAAAACUAAUCACAAAAUUCAAUGGCAGCUCCAAAGCUUUUCAUCGCACGUCAACUUGCACUUUUGCCCAGCUUUCUGUCGGUGUUUACGAUUUAGUUUCUGUGCUGCUACUCCAUAAAAAAAAUGAUGAAGAUGGUAAAAAAUGUUCCAACACUUUCAGCCGAACGUGUUUUUUUCUUCAGAGCUCCAAACUGCUCCAUCAGGACGUGUUGGUUGUUCUGGUGUGGGGUUCAGUUUUCAGUUGGUUUCUUUCUCUCCGUAACACUCACUUUUCUCCCUGCAGUUAACGGACAGCCCCACCGGGGGGGCCUUUCCCCACCCAGACCAGCCUUAUGGUCCAGACCUCGACUGGGUAAAAGACCUCCUUGUUUCUCUGUGUCUCGUCAUUAACCCUUCACUCGCUUUGCAGCAUUUUCACCUGCAGCACAUGUUGGUGUUUUUGUCUCCAUCCACUGUGUUUAUUAAUACUUUCAUGUUCAUCCAUCCACCCAUUCAUCCAUCCAUCCAUCCAUCCAUCCAUUCAUCCAUGGGUCUGUCUGUUUGUCUGUGUUGCCUUUUGUCCAAACUGUUUGUUGUGUCAUCUUGAGCUUGUGCAGGUUUUCAGCUUCUGGCAGAGCUUCUCCAAAUAAUCAAGGAUCACAGCUCGAUUAUUUGAACGGCUUACAUAAGUCCAGAAACCGCCACAGAUGAUGUCACUCUGUGCUCCAUGUGCUGGGGGUGUGUGGGUGCUUGGGGGGGGUUGGGUGUAUGUUUGAAUGUCUGGGUUUGGGCUGUGGUCGGGGUUUCCAGUUGUUCUUCCAGAGGCAGAGUGUUUUUGAUUUCUUUGAUUGUUCGAGCAGAUCGUUGCUGUUACGCAACAUUCAGAGGAAAAGUCUGCUUCACUUUCAUUUUUCUCUUUUUUGCUUAUUCAGUCAAAAAAAUAACAAACUUAACCCUCACUCACUACAGCUUUAUGAUCCAGACACUCCAUCUCUGCAAAUUCGAAUGGAAAUUUGUGGAUAAACACCGUUAACUCCAUUAGGUGUUCAUGUUUUCCUUGACAUGUGUUCAGCCAAAGUGCAGAGGUUACGAGGAAUGUUGCACAUGUGCCGGUCCGUGCACCUGUCCUGAGUUAUUAGGAGUUUGUAACAUCAGUUUUUCAGGAGCAGUUACUCCAAGUUGUCCUGUCAGGAGCAAACGUGACUUUGAAACAGGAGACACUUGGACAAGCAAUAGUUUGGCUUCACAUCUAAAAGAAAAGAUUUAAGAUGUGAAACAGGGGACGUGUGGUCUGCCAUGUGCAACAGACUCGUUUAAAAUGUGAAACAGAGGACGGUUUGUGCUAGCAUCUCAGUGAACCUGGACUCAAAGAGAAGGAGCUCUGUCUUAAACACAGUGCCUCUCCUGCCGCAGUGAACAAUUCCCUACUGGAGGAGAAGAAGCCCGAGAUUCCCGCCGGAUUCGGUCGUUCCAGUCCCACCGUAGAGGAGCGGUUUCAUGGUUGGUAAAGUUUUGCUCCACGCUUGCUGAUGCCGUGUGCUCACUGGCGCUUCAGUCACUCUGCUCUGCCAGGUCUGCAUGGUUCGGUCCAGAGAAGCUGUAAAAAUUCAACUCUGGAUGUCAGCUUGAGAUCUCCGGAUCCUCCUCUGAUCAUGAGCUGACUCUGCAGAGCUUUGCACCUGCUACAGUCGAAUUUGGAGAACCAGUUCGAUAAGACAUGAACCUCCUCAGUGCUUGAGGUUCCUGUGCUUCGGCCUCUGCUUCCUGCUUGACUGCGAGCGUCUUUGGCGUGAUGAGCUUCAGACAUGUUGCUGCACAGAUGCUGAGUUUAGAAAAGCCCACACGCUACCAGGACAGCAUGGCGUGCAUCGAGCGCUCUUCAUCAGAACGAGGAAACCGCUGUUUGCUUUUUAUUGACGGAUUGUUUCUGUGCGAACAGAGAGAAUCAGACCAAUAUUUAUUUCUCUGAGUCUCAUACUGUAAUCAUAGAGCUGCUGAACGUGGGCUCUGACUCCAGUUUCCACGACGAGUUUCCAGUCGACAGCACCUCUGUGUUUGUUGACAGACUCCUCGCUGUCUAAGAAUAAAGACCCUCAGAGAGCGGGAGAUAAUAUCCUCAGAAUAACAUCCAGCAGAGCUCUGCAGGCAGCCUGAUACAUAUUUACAUGGAGCUGAUUGAAAGGAAUGAGUCUGUUUCAUGUUAGGAGCUAAAGACUUUCAGGACUCUAUCAUCUGUCACCGUAACCGCUCCGCAUUUAUUCCAUUUAGUGCUGGAAGAGGCUCAGCUCCUUGAUUGUGAAGAAUUUUGGCUUCUCCUUAAACGAAGGGGCGGGAGGUAAUUGGCUGCAGGUUUUAGACUCGGGUCUUUGGUGGAUUCAAGAGAAACAAAGACAAGUUACACGGGAUUGUUCAUGUUUUCAGGUUCACUGGCUGUUUGAAACGAGUAUCAGGUUCAACAAUGAGGAGAGAGAGACAGAGGAAAGAAUCACCUGGAGAUGUUCUCACCGUUCGAGGUUUUUAAAAGUUUUUCUUCUGUUUCAGGAUCUCUCCCUCGUCCGUCCAUCCCCCUCAACAAGAGACCCAACCUUGUGGGGAAACCCGGGGAGACAGGUGAGAUUGACCUGUCCUCACAAACGGAUCACUGUAUGUCCUGCACUUUAAUAUGCUGAAUAAGUUUUUAUUGUCUGCAUAUUCUCCAUCAGACAAAGUCAAUAACUUGAAGCAGACGGACAAGUUGCCCAUCCUGAAACCAAAACUACCUCCAGCAACUGCCAAGCCCACCAAACAGGAACGCAAACAGACGAGCACUGUCGCUCCAACCACCCUUGGUACGUUCCUCUGUAGAGGUUCCCAAUCAAGGUGUCAGUCAGAUGAUAACGUAAUUAAUCUGGUGUCAUUCUUAACAACCGGUUACUCAGUACUUGAUUGUGAACAUCCCUCAUCUUACCCACUGAUGGUGUGGUCAUCUCUCUUUUCUAUUCCAGCUCCUCGACAGGAGACCUGGGAGGACUCUGAACUCUUCAAGGCACAGCCGGCCUCUGACCUUGACGCCCUGGGGAAGAAACGUUACGUUGGUGAGUGAACACAUUCAACCGCCUCAUCAUGGCGUCAGAAGCUUUAACGACGGCUGAUCAACCCUUCGUCUCCACCCACAGCGCCUCACGUCGUCUAUCAGACGGGGAAGAAACCCGACGAGCCGUGCUCCAUCACCUCCUCCCUGAACUACUUCCCGGAGGAUGAGCGCAGUGAGACGAACGUGACGGCUCCGCCCAAGAGUCCGCCUUCCAACCUCACUGUGGUGACAGUGGAGGGAUGCCCAUCCUUCAUCAUCCUGGACUGGGAGAAACCGGACAACGAUACCACAGGUAGGAGCACAGACAGCAAAGGAGAUGAUGGUGGAGAUCCUAUCAGGGACACUGUGCCGGAGUCCUCAGAUUUAUUAAUUCAGGCUUUGCUGUCCUCUCCUCAGAGUAUGAAGUCAUCUCCACAACAAAAGGACCUGACGGAGAGCAGGUUUCCAUCCUGACCACCAACCAGACCCACACGGCGGUGGAAAACCUCAAACCCGAGAGCAGGUACAGUGAAUCCAUUGUUUCAUUAGCUUCAGUUUCUCCUGAAGGAGAAACACAAUAAAUCAACAAGAACUUUGGAUGGUUUAGAGCGAGGAGGGAAGACAGGUUCAUCCACCAUGACAGAGCAGAGCUGUGUCGAAUUCCUGACGAAUUCAAAGCCAAAAAAGCUCACUCCGUCACACCUUAGUGGACACAUGACAUCACCGUCAGAUCACCUGCUCACAGGUCGUCUGCUGCAAACCUUCCUGAACUCUUCCGAUCUAACAAAGCCUCAUCUGUUCACCGCUCCGACGGCUCUCCAGCCGGGCUGCGCUCAGCUGUCCAAACACCACAAGGCAGCCAAGCGAUCACAGAGUGACGGCGCAGCAUGGCAGCCAGACAUCCAGAGAGUAAAAUAAGCAGUGUGUCCGUCACGCUCACUGAGGUCUUAAUGAGGCUGGAUACGAGAAAACUAUUUGGUGUGGAGGAAGCUAACUGGAGUUUAGAUCUGGAUCAUGCUGAUGGAUUCAAACUUGUUAAAUGCUGUUGACUAUGAGUCUUUAACCGUCUAAAGCUAAAAGACAGCAGAAGUAAAGUUUGAUUCCCUGAAGAAGAAAACUAUUAGAGAUGAAAUCUGUGUAGACUUCCAACUCUACUCUGUUUUACAAACAUUAAGUAGAGUCUUUGCUGCUGCUCUCCCUGCCUUGGCUUUUUUUUUGUAAAAUGAAGAAGAAAAGAGGAGAACCCCACCCAUCUCAGGCUUGGCAUUCCACACAUGGACUCUGAAUAACCCCUUUCUCUUUGUGUUUUGGUAGUUACGAGUUCAAGGUGAAGCCAAAGAACGAGCUCGGGGUGGGUCCUCUCAGUGAGCCUGUGUCCUUCAACACAGAGUCAGGUACCGUCAGCUCUUGGAUAACCGUGUUUCAGCCCUGUUUGUGAUCUUUGAGAUGUUCAAACUCUCUUUGUUUGUUCUUUCAGCCGAUCCACGAGUGAGCGAGAAUGUUUCAGGUAAGAACAGCGCACUGUCGUCAGCAUACAGACGUGUUUUUUUUAUGGGCAGUGGAUUGAAAACAUCCUUUCUUUGCAGGGAAAGACGCCAUCUGGACACAGUUUCCCUUCAAGACAGACUCGUACUCGGACUGUCACGGCAAACAGUACGUGAAGAGGACUUGGUAUCGCAAGUUUGUGGGCGUCCAGCUUUGCAACUCACUCAGGUACAAGAUCUACCUGAGUGACUCGCUCAACGGUGAGUACCUGGAGACAUACCAUCAGUUUUCUUUUCAUUAAACCGUAGACUGUAUAUAGAACGGACACCGUCUGCCUCCUCGCUGGUUGACACCACUCCGAGAACAGCACACCCUGGUGACGGGCUGCAGUAUAUGUUGGCUACAGCUCUGUUUUUGAAAGUUAUUAGGGGGUUCGAGUUUUCUAUGAUUGACACUUGAUACAACCUGUAGGCGUACAAAGAUUGCGUAGCUCACCCGGGGGAUACGCUGGAGAAAAAAUGCGGGAUUAUCGAGAGCUUUUCGGCUUCAAAUCCGUAUACUGGCAGAAGGCGGAACCAAGUUGUCCUUACUAUAUACAGUCUAUGCAUUAAACCCAGUGGGUGGCCCCCUGUUGGUCAAUAAAGGGAAGGCAGUCUGUGGCGCAGAUGCAGGACUGGAAUUUUAAGUGAAAGUUGAUCUGAUGGUCUCGUUGUCGUCAUGCAGGUAAAUUCCACAACAUCGGAGAUCAGACCGGUUUUGGCGAGGACCACUGUCAGUUUGUGGAUUCGUUCCUUGAUGGAAGGACAGGCAGGCAGCUCCAAUCCGACCAGCUACCGUCCAGACCAGGUAAACACUUCAGACCCCGACAGAUGUUUCCAUUUAAUAAUAAUACAUUUUAUUUAUAAAGCACUUUUUAUCACAAACAAAGAUACUGUAAAAUGCAAAAAAACAAUACAGACACUUAGAAGAAGUUAGAGUGGACAAAAAAACAUAACCACAGGUGAAAGACCUCUCUAAACAGGUGACCUCACUCACUCCUUGUCCUCUCGACUGCAGGUUUUUACCGCGCAGUGCGUCAGGAACCCGUCCACUUCGGACAGAUCGGAGGCCACUCCCACGUCAACUACGUGUCAUGGUACGAGUGCGGGACACCCAUCCCUGGGAAGUGGUGAGAGGACUGGUGGUUCUCUGAAUACCCAGAUGAGGACGUGUCGGGGGGCUGGGGGGGAGACACCAGCCUGGAGCCCCCCCCUUCCCUUCCUCGCUCCCCCAGUGCUGUACAAACAUGUAAAGGACAAUCCAGUCAGGGACUUAGCAACGAGAAAUAUGUAAACACGCCUCAUCUUUCCUAUUUAUGGAUGAACCCGUUCAGACAGGUAGAGGAGGAGGAGACGUGGAGGUGUGUUACCCUCUGCGGUGUGGGGGGGUAGCUCACCAACCACUCUUAUUUUUGUAUUUUGUGCUCAUCAUGGGAAGCUGGCUCCCUGAAAACUAUUUUCAUAAAGUGUGAGAUGUUAUUUAUCAAAAGGUCUGAUCACAUUUCUUCAUGAGCAGUCAGAGGAUUUUGUUCUGCUGUUUCUCUGCUGGACACUUCAUGUCACAGGCUCACUCCUGUCCUAAAAAAUAAAGAUUAAAAACCACCGAGGAGCCGAUCGUCCGCCUCCCGCUGGUUUGGUCUGACCUUGAGGCCAGUGAAUUUGAGCUGUUUGAGAUAAACUUGCUGGAUUUUCCGUUUUUCUGCCUCAUGCAUGUCGGCGCUCUGAGUAUUUUAGUCUGCAGAGCCUGAAAAUAAAGUAAUUUAAACGUUGUAAUGAUAUGUACAUGUACGUGUGUAUUUACAGUUAUAUUCUGCUGGUCCUCUGACAGAAAUGAUGCUCAGUGUUUUAAAUAACUCGGACAGUUUAGGAACAUUUGAACCAAAGCUGAGAGGCUUCUUCACUUGCAGUUUGCACAACAGAAAAAUGUUUUAUAUGUAUAUGGAGAAAAUGUGUGUUAAUACAUGUUUGCAGAUGCACUUCCAUCAACAUUUCUAUUUUUUUAGAUGGCUUCCGUAAGCGCUCUUCAUCCUCUGUCUCUUUCAUCAUCCCAAAGAAAGGUCGCUGUGGCUAGCUGUUAGCGUUGGCUACAUAUGUCCGUUAUACGGCGACCAAUGUCCUCGCUAACUGUUUACAUAGCUAACAAGCUAACAAGCCCAGACGUAUUAAGGUGCUGUCCAUAGAGAGAUGAUAGACUCUCUUCUCUUCAAGCUAACAUGCUAACCUAUCAUUGUCUGUAGCGGUCAUUUUCCAAACUCCGCCCCUUGUCAUAAAACAGUGUACUGUCCCUUUAACUGUCUGACUGUUUGAUCAAUCAGAGUGCUUUGUACAUAAACUGAGACUGUAUGUUAACAUGAGGCUGUUCAUGAUUUUAUACCGUAUGUUUGUUUCUGUAUUUGAUUUUCAAUAAUAAAGAAAAUAUGAUUCUUUUUUUUUAAAA
Molecule: messenger RNA, 24742 nt
Organism: Xyrichtys novacula (pearly razorfish)
Lineage: Eukaryota; Metazoa; Chordata; Actinopteri; Labriformes; Labridae
Source: the annotation of a GenBank genome assembly